Messenger RNA from Nannospalax galili (Upper Galilee mountains blind mole rat), 720 nucleotides. Its product is annotated as ferritin heavy chain. Gene Ontology annotation, cellular component: cytoplasm. Gene Ontology annotation, biological process: intracellular iron ion homeostasis; iron ion transport. Lineage: Eukaryota; Metazoa; Chordata; Mammalia; Rodentia; Spalacidae. The record is from RefSeq and is a predicted model, not a curated record. Gene Ontology annotation, molecular function: ferrous iron binding; ferric iron binding.
AUGGCAAAUGCUGACAAGGAUGUGAACAAAAGGAAACCUGUAUACACUGCUAGUGCCUGUGAAGAUUGUGUCACCACCCCUGCUGGAUCCACUGCUGGUGAUCGAUCUGGUGAAGCCUUCUUGGUGCCUGUGCCAACUGUGCCUCAGUAUUCUCGCUGCCCUCCAUGGCCGCUUCAUUUCCAGAUUCAACAGAAUUCCCAGCACGAGUGUGACAUUGCCGUCAACACUCAGAUCCAGUUACAGGUGUACGCCUCCAACAUCUACCUGUCCACGGCUUCGUACAGCAAUCAAGAUGAAGUGGCCCUGGCAUACUUUGCGUACUUCUUCCUGAACGAGUCAGAAAAGUGGAUCAAGCUCACAGAGAUGCUAUGUUUACUUUUGACCCAGCACCGUGGCUGCCUCUCCCCUGGGAGAGCUACCAAUCAAUACCACCAUGAUUGGUGAUGAUGGGGGUUCGAUGCUAUGGCAAUGGAAUGCGCUUUACACCUGGAGAAGACCCUCAACCAGAGCCUCCUCGACCUGUACCAGAUGGCCACCAACAAAGGCGAUAUUUACCUGUGCUUCUAUCUGAAAAGCCAUUUCCUGCCCCAGCAGGUCGAAUUUCUGCGAGAGUUAGGUGGCUAUGUGAUCAACCUGCGCCAGCUGGGGGCUCCAGGAAAGAGCAUGGCUCUCGACAUCUUUGACAAGCUCACCUUAGCAGAAAUCGACAAGAAGAAAUGA